AUGUAUGUGGAUGGUAUUAUCUUGUCGAGUGAUAAUGUACAAGAAAUCCAGGAGACUAAGCAACACUUGCAGAAGACUUUAGUAACUAAGGACUUGGGCCCACUUCAUUACUUUCUUGGCAUAGAAGUUGCUAAGAUUAAGAAGGGUGUUGUUCUUUCACAAAAGAAGUAUGUACUAGAUUUGUUGCGUGAAACUGGAAUUCUAGAAGCUAAGCCAACAUCAAUUCCAAUGGAUCCCAAGGUUCACCUGAAUGAGAAGUCUACUGAUCUUAUUGAUGCUAGGCAAUAUCGUGCUCUUGUGGGAAAGCUCCUAAAUGUCACAAUUACUAGACCAGACAUCUCUGGUUGUAGGAAAGAUAAGUCAGUUCAUAAAAAGGCCUACAAGGCCCAUUGGGAUCCUGCGAUGAUGGUGCUUAGAUAUCUUUAA
Dioscorea cayenensis subsp. rotundata (Guinea yam) is the source of this 426-nucleotide messenger RNA. RefSeq lists its product as uncharacterized. NCBI's taxonomy places the organism in Eukaryota, Viridiplantae, Streptophyta, Magnoliopsida, Dioscoreales, Dioscoreaceae. The transcript has a single exon. Bases 1 to 426 code for a protein of 141 amino acids. The record is from RefSeq and is a predicted model, not a curated record.